Ochotona curzoniae (black-lipped pika) is the source of this 1029-nucleotide messenger RNA. Its product is annotated as 8-oxo-dGDP phosphatase NUDT18-like. The transcript is spliced from 2 exons. Lineage: Eukaryota; Metazoa; Chordata; Mammalia; Lagomorpha; Ochotonidae. The coding region runs from base 1 to 885 and encodes 294 amino acids. The record is from RefSeq and is a predicted model, not a curated record. Gene Ontology annotation, molecular function: 8-oxo-GDP phosphatase activity; magnesium ion binding; 8-oxo-dGDP phosphatase activity.
AUGUACGUGUACGCGUUUACUCGCCUCGGGCGGCGACGGGGGCGAGGGGCUCAGGGUGCGGGGCCUUCCCCGCUCGCCCGCAGCCCGGCCGUGGCGGCACCGCGCGGGGCCCGGGGCGCCCAUGGCCUCCGAGGACCUGACGAGGGCGCUGGCGGCCGUGCUGGAGGGCAGGGGGCUGCAGGUGCAGAACUGGGAUUCGGGGCCCGCCGGUGGGAAGCCGCCGCCCCCGGCCCGGCUGCGUGCAAACGUGUCCUACGUGGUGCUGGCCGUGUUCCUCAACGAGAAGGUGGAAUUCUCAAAACUUCCAAGGAGGCAGACGCUGAGUCCCUGCAAGCUGGCUGGUUCCCACGCACCUCCCUGGCCACGCCACUACGUGCCCAUGACAUUGUGCACCUCCUAGAGCUGGGUGCCCAGUACCUCCAGCAAGCCUGGCACCCUCCCUUGCUGCCCCAGGAGCUUCCCUGCAGUGUGGUGUGCCAGCGGCUCAUAGCUGUCUUCAUCGGUGUCCAGACGCUGUGGGUGCUGGUGGGCACGGCGGGGACACCUCACCUGCCUGUCACUGCUUGUGACUUCACCCCCGCGGAGCAGAGGGGCGGCCUCAAGGUGGCCGUCCUGCGGCUGCUCCAGGAGUGCCUGGCCCUGCAUACCUUGACAGUGGAGCCCAAGGGCCUGCUGGGGCUGCAGCACCUGGGCAAGGACGGCUCAGACGGCAUCUGCCUGGACGUGCUGGUGGCCGUGGCCUUCCACAAUGCGGGUGUCCCAGCCGAGGAGCCCCCAAAAGUUCGGGGUGAGAACUACGCUUGGUGGAAGGUGGCAGAUGAGGACCUGCAGAGCCAGCUCCGCCAGAGGCUGCGGGAUUGCUCGGUGGUGCCGUUGAACCGAUAGAAAGGUGCUGGGGCUCCCCGAGGGAGGCAGAAGCAAGGGAAGGCCAGCUGGGCUCCAUGUUGGGAGCAGAGCUUGAUCGGGUCCCCAGGGUUUCGGGGGGCCGAGGGCCCAGUGACGGGGCCUGAUGCUGAGGGGCAUCCAUUG